This is a messenger RNA of Penicillium robsamsonii, 4290 nucleotides long. RefSeq names its product Tetratricopeptide-like helical. Bases 1 to 4290 code for a protein of 1429 amino acids. The record is from RefSeq and is a predicted model, not a curated record. The transcript has 3 exons. Gene Ontology annotation, molecular function: protein binding. NCBI's taxonomy places the organism in Eukaryota, Fungi, Ascomycota, Eurotiomycetes, Eurotiales, Aspergillaceae.
AUGGGUGCAGUUCAAGAUGAUGGCGAGUAUAAUUUGCAGGAGGCAUGGGACAAAGCAUGCACGUCCUUUGCGAAUACAGCCAAAAUCGACCUCACUACGGCGCCUAAGUUCUCUAUCGAUGAAGUCCUCGAUCAAAUUCGGGUGAAGCAAGAUGACGAUGAUGAGAAAAACAACAAGUAUGCCGCUGCAAAAGAUGUGAUUGGCAAGACAUUGAAAUUCAUCACACUGCUGGGAGGGAUCGCGGCCCAGGGUGCCAGUAUGGUAUUUGCGCCUGCUGACCUCUGCUUCAAUGCAAUUUCAUAUCUAAUUGACACUGGAGCAAAAUUCAAACGCAUUUUCAGCGGCCUGGCCGAGUUGUUCCGCCGCAUCUCUGAUGUGCUCGAACGCUGCAAAAUCUAUAUGCGCUUGCCAGCGGACGCAGUUGACGUCGCGCUCCGCAAGAUUAUCAAUGAAGAACUAGUGUGCUUUGUCGACAUUUGCGCGUUGUCGAUUAAGGUUCUCAAAGGCCACAAAGUCUUUAUCGCGCUCAAGGUAUUUGCCUUCAAUAGCGACGAAGGCGUGAACGACCAGCUGACUCGGCUGGCCACGCUAGUUGAACGCGAGUCUCAGAUGCGGGCAACACUAGGGUUCGAGUCGCAAAAGACAAGCGAGAGAAACAUCAUUGAGAACAUGGAUGGCACCAGAAAAAUCAACGCAGCAGUCGAUAAGCUGCUCAACUUUGAGAAUAAGAGAGAUGCAAACACUGCCUCAAAGAAGCUUCUGGCGAGUAUCGAUCUCAGUCUGGACAUUCCUAGCGAGACUUUCAAAGUCGUUCAAAAGACCUUACGACGCCUCUCGGGUGACCAGGUCCAGGGGAGCGGAGAGUGGCUUCGGAGUGAUCCACUAUAUGCUGAGUGGGCGUCCCACGAAAAAUCGCCGUUCUCAGUCCUUGGUAUCUCCGGGGGUGAGGGAUAUGGCAAGUCGUUCCUCUUUGCGAGUAUCGUCAAACGCCUACAAGAAGUACAACCUCAAUCUGAAAAUGAUAUGAGGUGCAUUUCCACUGCCUACCAUAUCUUUGACGAAGAUAAUCAACAAACAUCUUUGAUCAAGGCCCUCAAGGUGCUUGCGUGGCAGGUCGCCGACCAAGAUAUUGUUUAUCGCAAAGAUGUGAGCUCUGUGAAAUCAGCUGGCAUCAACAAUAUAGGGGAUCUUUGGGGUGUUCUCUUUUCUAAAUCGUACAAGACCGACUCAACAUUCUUUCUUCUCCUGGAUGGCAUUGACCAGAUAGAGAAGAGCGAACUCAACGAGUUUAUUCAGGUUUUAGAGGGAUUACAGGCUACCUCUGAGACCUGGUCACACUUCAAGAUCCGCAUUCUUACCACUGGACGAGACGAAACAAUGAGCAAGGUCAAAAGUCAUCUUGGGGGAGGGAUGGCCAUAAUUGAGAUGGCAUCCGAAAGUAACGAUGAUAUAGAGAAGUUCAUCAUUCACCGCAUGAACAAGAUGGAGAUUCUGAGCGGCUCGUCAGAUCAGGUACUCUCUCUUCAACGCGACAUAUUAGAGAAUUUGAAGACCCAUACCCAUGGCGAUUUCGUCAAUAUCGGCCUCUUACUGCAGGAGAUCAGCGGCAAGCAGCGUCCUGGUGAGAUCCGGGAUAUCUUAUCCCGCUCGGGAGGCAACCGAUCCGACACUAUCGCGAGAAAGAUUGAACGCCUCAACGAGACACUCAACGAAGAAGACAUCUCAGACCUGAAUGUCAUCCUCACAUGGGUUUUGUUUUCCUGCUGGCCAAUAUCUCUGGAGGAUCUAGAGGGGGUCCUCUUCCUGAAGGCUGGAGAGUCUUCUCUUCGGCCUCUGGCAGAAAAGAUAACUGACCAAUAUUCCUCACUUCUCUGGGUCAUGGGAGAACCGCAUCCCACGACUAAGGUCAUCCCAACUACCUCGAUUGUGUCGCUAGUCUCCGACUCAAUAGAGGAGUUCCUACUACAGAAAGAUGAGUCCGACAACCCUGAAGACGCCCCAGACCUAGACCUUACUGGCAAUAUCAACGAAGUCGAGGUCAGGGUUGUCCGUCGGUUCUUAGAGUCUGUCUGCGAUCCCAAGCUGUUCUCCAAAUUUGGGUUCGAAGAGUUCUUCCAGCGGAAACUGAAAGGGAAAACAGCCCUGGUUGGAGUCGAUAGCGACAUCGCUCAUUUGAGUAUCCUGUCAACAUGCUUGGAGGUUAUUCACCACCAGGAAUCCCCAAAAUUAUCAUCUCUGCUCACUUACUCGAGUUAUCAUCUUUCCACGCAUCUUGAACAAGUGGACCCUUCACUAAUGCAACCACAGCAAAAGGUUGCUCUUGGUCCGCAGUUUGUCGGCCUCUUUACAGACGAAGAGAUAAUCAAAAAAUGGUGGCAGCCAACCAAUAUCUGGUUACGGAAUCGAUGGAUCUACCAUGACGAGUUUGCUGAAAAUGCGUUGAGGUGGCUUCAAGACUCUGCGGUCACUAAAAGGCUCCCUGACGACCAGUUUAUUUGGGUGAAAAGUUUGAGUUCCAAGUCUGCGCCUGAUGCAGAUGUUCUGGAGCACGUUGCAACUUUUGUUGCCCGUCGCUGGUUGCAAUCGCAUUGUCCUUCAGACGAGAUCAAGGCUUGCUUCGCUAUAAUCUAUGGAUAUAUUACUAAGAUUGAGAAUCGCAAAAACCCUAAGAUCCAAAGAUCAACCAGUGACCCAAACCCCGAAAAUAUCGAUGUUCCCCAAAUUCUUGAUUCAGCUGAAUGGGCUCGACAGAAGCUUGGACUGGAUAGUCUAGGGUAUGAGGAGACCCGCAACCUAGCGCGCACACUCAGACAGUAUGGAAAAUACGCUGAGUCCAUUGAACAUUUCAAGCUUGCGUGCUCGCUCCAGGAGUACAACUGGCUAGCGCAAUGGGGCCUCGCGGCCGUGUAUGACUCCCAGGGUGAAUACGCGCUUGCGAUUGAGGGAAUCGAGGUCGCAAAAAGUAUAAUUAAGAGUGGCGAGAUACGCGAUGAUGAUGGGGAGUUGGUACUAAUGGACCGCAAAAUCGCUCAGUACAACAAGUUGUUGGGUAAUAGCGACAAAGCGUUCGCGAUACACGAGGAAAUGCUGCGCAAUGACCCGAAUGACUACAACGCGGCGUUGGAGAUGACGAUACAAUUCCACAGUGACAAGAACUACGAGGGCCUGCUCAAAUUCCUCCAUUCACUCAAGGCCUCCACGGAUGAUUCAACCGGCUUAGACAGGCGAACGCUGAUGUUAUAUGAGCUCUACUCCAGCAGUGACUAUCACGAGGCAAUGCUCGAUCUCGCAUCCGAUGGCGAUGCCUUUGAUGUUGUCUUUGAAUGUUAUCAGCUGGCCAUUGUUGCCGCUAAAGAGCAACUCGCCGAGGCGACCAAGAAGGGCGACGUCGACGAAGAAAUGCAACAGCAUUCCUGUCAAGGAUUCCUCAUGCAUAAGCUUGCGAACCUUUGCUACAGUAAUAGCUCCGAAAACGUCGAGCGGAGGGAAUUCGCCAUCGAACAGUGGGUACGCAUUCUACAAAUUGAGGAAACCAACGAGGAGAUGUUCCUCUCGUACACGAAAGACAUGGCCCGUACAAAGCUCAUGAACGUGUUUUUCCAUGAGGCGAUGCGAGAUCCAAACACCUCAGGUACCUAUCUGGAGCAGUUGGAACAGCUGGGCACAUUCAAGUCCACAAACUAUAUUGACGAUGCGCGCCCUAAAAUAUAUGCAGCAGAACUUGUCGCACGAUAUCACGCGCUUCAAGGUGACGAGAAGAAGGCUAAGGAUGCCCUACGCGUGCACAUCAAACGCAAUAUUAACAUUCUCUCUGACGAUGAUCCGUUGAAUGACUCGCAGGGACACCUGAGCUUGGCGAGAUAUCUUAUGUUUGCGGGCCAGGACAUAGACUGCCUCGCUGCUUGGUCAUUGCUUGCUCCUUGUAACAACCCAGAGAGGGAAGCAGAGAGCGACCCAGAUUUAUCAGAGACCGAGACAGCCUCGCGGGCUCCUGGGCCCAUGUGGGAACCAUGCUCUGGCUGUGGGGUUCAUAUUGACUACGCAGAUGACAUUUAUGUAUGCAGAGAGUGCGAAGAUAUCCAAUUUCACGCGGCCUGUUACCCCCAGCUACGGGAAGGAACCGCCAUAGAGCCCGUCUGUGAUAAGGAUCACGAAAUGCUGCAUGUCCCACCGUAUGAUCCCGCUGAGUGCCAAAGAGUUGGAGAGGGUAACAUCCUGGUUGGCGAGGAAAUCAUCCCUGUUACUGAGUGGCUCCGACGACUCAAGGAGAACUGGAAUAUUCGUUCGUGA